AGAUUAAUGCUUGGGGUUUUUGUUACAGGUCAAUUUCGUGUUUGGCCAGCUGAUGGCCUUACUGCUGGCCUACAUAUUCAGAGUUUAUCUCCAUCCAUCUCAUGUGUCGGCUGCAACACGUCACUGGGGAUCUCUCCUUGCGGGGCUGGGCAUAUCCUACUUCUGUUUUGGAAAACAGGUGUUGCUUGCCUUGGCUCUAGUGGUUGGGUGUUACCUGUUGAUGCUGCUUCUCCCAAUAACACUGCUGCAUCAUGUGACCCUUGCGUCGUCCAUCACCUUCCUCUCUGUGAUGCACAUACAACGGCAGCUUUAUGAAGAUGGGGUCUUUGUUAUUGAUGUGACAGGUCCCAUGAUGAUCAUGGUGCAGAAGGCAACAUCGCUGGCAUACAGCUUGCAUGACGGGUUGUCAGGGCUGAAAGAUGAUGAACUCACCCCACUGCAGAAGGAGAUGGUGGUCAGGAAGAAACCAACAGCCUUGGAGUAUUUUGGAUAUAUGCUGAACUUCCAUUCCAUCCUGGCUGGGCCCUACUUCAUGUUUGCUGACUACCAAGAUUUUGUUGAGGGGACCCACUAUGCCAAGAGAGCUCUCCAGACUGUUGUACCCGCGAGCUCUCUGGACAGCAACAGGAACAAGAGUCCCUCAGAAAGCAAGCUCACUGACUCUAAACUCCACACCAGGCCUGAAGAUGAGCCUAACCCCUUGCCAGUUGCCAUGUACAAGGCACUAGUGUCAGCAUUCAAUGCCUUUGUUACUGUAUAUAUGCUGCCAAAAUUCCCCAUUUCCUUUAUUACAGAUCCCAAGUUCUUCCAGAUGAGCUUCCUCUCAAAGACAUUUUACAUAGUGGCUGUGACCUCUCUCACACGUCAUGUCUACUACACGGGCUGGAUGUUGGGAGACAGUAUCUGUAAUAUGUCGGGGAUGGGAUUCAAUGGAUACAAUGCUGAUGGACGAGCAAAAUGGAACCUUGUCUCCAAUGUGGAUAUUCUUGGAGUCGAGUUUGGCCUAAGUCUGCGUGACACCCUGGAAGCCUGGAACAGUGGAACCAUGAAGUGGCUGCGCUUCAUGGUGUAUGAGAGGGCACCUACUCAGAAGACACUAUUCACUUACAUGCUGUCCUCCAUCUGGCAUGGCUUCUAUCCAGGGUAUUACAUCACCUUUGUGAGUGGAGCGUUCUUCACCAUUGCUGCAAGAAAUGUGAGGCGUACGGUGCGACCAUACUUUCUGACAAGGGGACCUAUGGUAAAGAAGGUCUAUGAUGUUCUCACGUGUGUUACAACACGUGUGUGCCUAGCCUACUUCACAUUCCCCUUUAUCCUACUGAGAUUUUGGGGCAGCAUUGCAGUCUACAGAGACAUGCUAUUCUUCCAAUUCUUCCUAGGAGCCUUUGCAGUUUUUUUGCCGAAGCUCAUAACUCCCCAAAGCUCUUCCAAGAAUCCGAAAGAGCACAUCAAGUGUCAGUAAAUGUUAAACCACCUCUUUAGCUGCCAAAAGUAAAGACACACUCACAGAUGCCAAAAUAUAUGUUGCUGUAGUCUGUGUAGUAGAGUCAUUGGUUAGGUCUCUUCAUUUGCUGUCAUCGGUGUUUUGUCAGUGAUUAUGCCCAAAUUAUAGUCUCUUGUGAGAUUAAUGUUUAUUUUUUAGAUCAAAUUUGAUAUUGCUACAAUGCUUUAUGAAAUAUGAUAUUAACAAUGGAAUGGCAAUGGUUAGUUUAGCUUUUGUGCAGAUAAACAUGACUUUUUUUUUAUGUGAUUGGUUUUGUAUUGAAAUUUUUAGUGUCUUAUAAAUAUCCUUUUUUUGUUUGUUUUUUGAGUAUUAUGUGUUUUUCUUUCAUAUUUUUUGGCAGUUCAACAACUAUUCCUCAGUGUUUGUUCAAUAUUAAUGGUUAUAUUAAAGUCGGAGUGACGUUUUGCCAUUUCUUGGUAAUGGGUUUUAAUUUUACUAAGGCCAUUGAGUCUCACAUGGUCAUUAAUUAGUUAAUUAAAAGUAUGCUCUGCAUUUGUGUGCAUGCAUGCUUGUAGAUUUUAUUCCGUCUUUAAAGGUAACUUAAUUUUUAUGCUGUGAGAUUUUGCUAUACUAUUUAGAGAGAUUUUGUUAAAUUUCAAGGGAACGAUGUCCUCUGGGUGUUAGCAACAGAUCUCAGUUUUUACUUUUUCUCGUCUUUCUUUUAGUGCUAAUGUGUAAAGGAAACCCAUGUUAUUGGAGGGUCGUGUGGGCCUGUCUUUCUUUCUUUUUUUCCUCUUUCUUUUUCUUUCCUACUUUUUUUUCUUCCCUCCUCUUUUCUUUAAGGAUAUAUGUAUAGGCAGCUUUUUUGAGUGAACCGUGUCAUUCUACAAAUCUCUCUUUUUUUUUUUUUUUGUAAGAAGUACCUUAGGCAAUCAGACACUAUUUUUAGCUUGUGGAAAACGUUAUUUGACAUUAUUUUUUGUAGUAGGACUUUCAACCCACUGGCUUCUGGGGUAAGACUUCUGUCAGAUUUAUGCUGCAUAAGUAGAUUUUUGGAUAUAAAUCUAAUAAGAAAAGUCAAUAUGUAGGGAGUAAAGCGAGUUGUGUAAUGUUAAUUAUGAAAGUGUUUUUUUCUUCUAACUAUUUUUAUUUACAUAGAGGACUGUUCUGUAAUCAUGAAAUGGAUGGACUAGCUAGCCUAAAAACUAGCACAAUAUUUGAAAUAUAUUUUUUCUACUUCAUUCUUCUUUAUGGUUUGAAAUGUAUUUUUUUCCUCCUCCUCCUCCUCCUCCUCCUCCUCCUCCUCCUCCUCCUCCUCCUCCUCCUCCUCCUCCUCCUCCUCCUCCUCCUCCUCCUCCUCCUCCUCCUCCUCCUCCUCCUCCUUUAUUACUCUUAAUCCAGUGUGAAAGCUGAUGAAUGUUGGUAGUAGAAGUAGCACUGGUAAUGAAAGCCAUUUAUUUUGUGAAGACAACUCCCUUUUUAGUGCAAGACAAUGGCAAAAUGAAUUAAACUGAAAAUGACAGAAAAAUGAGGGGUUGUGACUUGUUUAAUUGUUUGUUUGUCUAUGGUAUAGGAAAAUGGUAAAGUUGAGAGAGAGAGAGAGAGAGAGAGAGAGAGAGAGAGAGAGAGAGAGAGAGAGAGAGAGAGAGAGAGAGAGAGAGAGAGAGAGAGAGAGAGAGAGAGAGUCAUUUUACAUUGUGGAACUAUGAAAUAUUUUAAACUUUUCCAAAUAAUUUGUUAUAAUGAAAAGACAUAUGCAGUUAUUUAUUUUGUUUUCAAGCACAAGGUAAAUUUUCAUUUAGCACAACAUAUAUAUAGUUUGUGUAAAUUAAAGGCAUAAACUAGAGCCUUCAGACAUUUGUCAUGAAGGUCAUUAUUGUUUGCGAUCAAAAAAAAAGAAUAUAUAUAUAUUUUUUACUUUUUCAAAUGUAACCUUAAUGGUGCUAAUAUUCAUCAACGAACAAAUGUAGAUUAAAAUUAAUCAUUGAGGUUAGGUGUUCAUUUUUGCCAGUGUAAUAAGAGCUUUAUUAUGUAAAUAUCCAUGUUCAAAAAAACAACAACAUGGUUUGAAUCUUGUCCUAGAUAAAUGAAUGAAUAAAUAAAUACGUAAUUAAGUAAAAUGUAGGACUUGUGUGGCCUGAAAUAUUAACCCUUUGCCGACGGGUGGCAUGUACGCACAUGCCAUGGCAUGGCAGGACAAACCGACGAUUUCAACUCCAUGAUGCCGCACACUGCUUAUUUUAUUCAGACUAUAGACUGAAUAAUGAUCAACUAUGGAGUCUAUAUAACAACCAAAAUACCCUUCAGUCUCAAUUUAUCAGGAAAUAUGGCAAGUAGAGACUUUAGAAAAUAAUGAAAACUGAAAAUACAACAUAUCCUCGUAGUAUUAUGAAGAAACGGCAAGGGAUGCUGGUAUUUGGCAUGAGUGGUUGCGCAUGCUAGGGCGACGAUAUAAGCCCCCGGCAGCGAGGCCCUGGCCAGUAUGAAUACAACCCGUUGGGAAAGGGUUAAAAGACUUUUGUCAUGGGAUAGAACCUCUUGCGACCAUGAGGAACUGAGCAUAGGUUUGAUAAUGAAGAAAUGAGUGGUGGGAAAGUAAGGAAGCUUUAGAACUGUUUGUUAAAUAUAGUUGUAUAAAAUACUUGACCUUGCUUGUUAAGGUGACAAUUUUGAAUCAAACUUUCUUUGUGCAUGGGAGCAUCAAAGGGAGACUUCAUGAAACAUGGAGUAUUUUGAAAUAUUGAUUUAUUGGUUUUCUUUUCCUUUUUUUUUACUUUAAAAUCAUUGCUUAGUUAGGAUUUAUAUAAAUUUUCGUGCAUGUGGAAUCAAAAGUAUUUGUUAGAAGGAUUUAAGUUUCCUGCUAAAAUUUGAGCAGUACUUCCAGCCAGGUCUCCUGUUAUAGUUCCAAGACAGAUUUGUGCUUUCAGAUAAAAGAAUAAAAAAACUUAUAUUCUCUUAUUGGUUUAAUAUAUUAUAGGCUGACAAUCAAGUUAGAAACAAAUGUAAUUGUUUGAUUAAGCUGUGAUUGUGUUGUGUGUUGAUAUCACAUUUCAUUUUAGUGAAAGAAUCUUCAGAGCAGUAAAUGUGUUAAAGAGCUUUACCUAAUCCAACAUUAAUAUUAUAAACGUUUGUAUCCUGUAAUUGCUGCUUAUUACUUUUUAUGCCUUUUCACUAUAUACACCAAUGUUUAACAAUAAUUGCCUUGGUUAUGGGAUGUGACUUGACUGUAGAAUCAUUUUGGAACUGUUAUCACUAAAAUGUGAUUCCUUCCUGCUAGUAUUUUUUA
Messenger RNA from Penaeus monodon (black tiger shrimp), 4730 nucleotides. It is a transcript of the gene oys, whose product is annotated as lysophospholipid acyltransferase 1-like. Lineage: Eukaryota; Metazoa; Arthropoda; Malacostraca; Decapoda; Penaeidae. Bases 53 to 1462 code for a protein of 469 amino acids. Gene Ontology annotation, molecular function: acyltransferase activity. Gene Ontology annotation, cellular component: membrane. The transcript is spliced from 9 exons. The record is from RefSeq and is a predicted model, not a curated record. Gene Ontology annotation, biological process: lipid modification.